Stegastes partitus (bicolor damselfish) is the source of this 1359-nucleotide messenger RNA. It is a transcript of the gene bmp15, whose product is annotated as bone morphogenetic protein 15. Gene Ontology annotation, molecular function: growth factor activity; cytokine activity. Bases 1 to 1359 code for a protein of 452 amino acids. The transcript has 2 exons. Gene Ontology annotation, cellular component: extracellular region. NCBI's taxonomy places the organism in Eukaryota, Metazoa, Chordata, Actinopteri, Pomacentridae. The record is from RefSeq and is a predicted model, not a curated record.
AUGAGGGCGACCCGCGUCACACACCUCUUACUGCGUGUCUGCGCCCUGUCCUGCUUUAUCUUCCUGCUGUGUUCCACCUGCACCGGGGUCGGAGCCGGGCGGAAAAUGGCCUCUCAUCACCCCACGUUGAAGCGCAGCCGUCGGAGUCACCAGAGCGCGAAGCUCAAAGGCGCGCACCACCGGCCGCUGACGGACGAGCAGAAAGCGGACCAGAACCUGCAGUUCAUGCUCAGUUUGUACCAGAGCGCGGCCGGCCCGGAUGGCAGACCCAAGCAGCACCGGAAGUUCGGCUCCAACACGGUGCGCCUGCUUAGACCUUCGGCGUCGUCGGUGCACUACCUGCCCGCGUCAGGAGACCACUGCUACGCCUUCACAGUACAGUACAACCUUGACACUCUUCCCUCGGAGCAGCUGGUCAGAGCUUCCUUCAUCCACCUGCGCUCUUCUUCCUCCUCUGCCUCCACCACCUCCAGCACCGCCCAGGCCGUGGAGGCGCCCCGCUGCAGGGCUCAGAUCACCUCGCUGGGCGCCGAGAGCCUGGUCACCCUGGAGCCCCACGAGAGGUGGACGGAGACGGACAUCACCGCACACGUCAGCGGCCACGUCCAGCAGGGGAAGGACCAGGGCGCAGGGAGGCAUUUAACCCUCACUGCCCAGUAUUGGUGCACAGAACCUGGGCUCGCUGAAGAGGACAGCGGCCUCUCAUGGUGGUGGACUCAUCUUCAAGGGAGGAAACAGUGGAGCGGUGAACCCCACCUCGAAGUGCCCUCUCUUCUUCUGUACCUGGAGGAGGAGAGGGAGGUGAAGGACUGGAUGGGGGAGCUGCUUGGGGCUGAAGGAGAAAACAUCAUGAGGCAAAUUGGGCGGUGGCAACCUCCGCUUCGCCGCCACCGUCGCUCCAAAGACUCCUCCCCUUCAGAGCCAAAAGAUCCCUCACUGGAUGCUCUGAAAAAUGCUCCAUCCUCCUCCUCAUCUUUCUCCACCUCCCCCUCUGCUUCCAUCAUCCCUGACAUCCCCACCUACAAACGCAAGACCAGCAUGCCCAAGAACCGCUGCAAGCUCCACUCGUUCCGCCUGUCGUUCGACGAGCUCGGCUGGGGUCACUACUUCAUCGCUCCGCCGGUGUACAACCCCCGCUUCUGCCAGGGCGACUGCCCAAAGGUGCUGCACUACGGCUACCACUCCCCCAAUCACGCCAUCAUCCAGACGGUCAUCAACGAACUCGGCGUCGGGGACGUUCCACCCCCGUCCUGCGUGCCGUAUAAGUACAUGCCCAUGAGCGUGUUGGUGGUGCAAAAGAAGAAGGUGGAGUACAGGGAGCUGGAGGACAUGGUGGCUGAGUCCUGCACGUGUCGCUAA